AUGCCCGUGACAUACUUGGCUACUUGGAAGCUAUUUGCGUAUGUGAAGCAAGCCUGGCGCCGCGCCGGCCUAAAUUAUAUACUGGCAGGCGAUUUGGUGCGAGCUGAGCGUAGGGCUAACACCAUGACGUUGAAAAUGAAUUUCAACAAACACAGAAGUGAUGCAGUUCAUUGGUAUAUGCACGACUUGGCAUGCCGUGUGGUCGCUAAGUCGGGUAUUGCUACAGACAGGUAUCACGCGGGGAAACUAAUCCUGCAGAGUUUAAAAGAAGCACCUAAUCUUAUUUUGCAGAUUGACGGCGCUACUGGAGAAUCUGAAACAUGUCAAUGCGCUGUGGAGAGAUCAGUCCGGUGUGCAACUGCCUUUCGAAACGUAGGAUUAAAACUGAAUGAUGUUAUAAUUAUUAUGGCUCCUCUUAACAUUAAUCUAACUACUUCCAUGUAUGCUGCUUUCUACUUAGGGAUAGGUGUAGCUGGUGUGGACCCUUUGCUUGGUGUCAAGGAAUUAAAGGAUACAUUCCAAAUUUGUUUGCCAAAAAUGAUAUUUUGCCAAAGUGAAAAAGUGGCUGUCGUCGGGGAAGCUUUGAAACAUCAAAAAUUGGACGUGACAGUCGUUACAUACGACAAAGGGGACACUCAUUGCAGUUUUUCUGAGUUCCUGCAAAAAUAUGGGGAUAAUACACCAGUAGAUGAUUUCCAGCCGGCCAACAUUGACCCGGAAGAGGCAAUUUGUGCACUAAUAUCAACGAGUGGCACCACUGGAAUGCCAAAAUAUGCAGCCCUUACCCACAAAAACCUAAUGAUUGGGUUGCCUUACCUUUGGAUAAGAUUCCAUGAAUUUCCUACACCUACUCGAAUGGCUUUGAUUGUGUCUCCCGUGCAGUGGAUUUCGGCGACAAACAGUUUAGUUAUGUCGCCAAUACUAAAAUUUACACGCACAGUAGCACCAUUUGCAGAUGUCUACGCAGCAUAUGGAAUGAGCGAAAUUGCAACACUUGCUUUAGACCCAGUCAGCUAUAUACCAGGGUGCGUUGGACGGCCAUUAGGGCACGCAGAUUACCGCUUAGUUGAUCCUGGAACGGUAAAAGACGUUUUGGAACCCCACAAAACAGGCGAACUUUGGCUUAAAGGACCGAUAACUUUUAAGGGUUAUUAUAAUAAUCCUGAAAUGACAGCUGAAAUAUUCACAGAAGAUAAAUGGUUGAAGUCAGGUGAUCUUUUCUACAGGGACGAGAACUGGAACUUUUUCUUUGUCGAUCGCAUGAAACUGCUUCUUAAAUAUCGGAAUCACCAGAUAUCACCUACAGAAAUUGAAGAGGUUAUACGGACACACCCUGGCGUUUACGACGUUGUUGUGACCGGAAUACCGGAUGAAGAGUGUAGUGAACUGCCAGUAGCGUGUGUCGUGCCACAAAACAAUCAUACGCUUACUGUUCAAGAGAUUAAGGAUUUAGUUAAAAGUUCUCUUACUGACUCUAAACAAUUAAGGGGUGGAGUUAUUUUCAUGAAGGAACUUCCUUUAACAUCAACUUCAAAACCUAAUCGAGCUGCACUAAAAAGCAUCGUUAAGAACAUGAAGAGAGAAUAG
Molecule: messenger RNA, 1587 nt
Organism: Parnassius apollo (apollo)
Lineage: Eukaryota; Metazoa; Arthropoda; Insecta; Lepidoptera; Papilionidae
Source: the annotation of a GenBank genome assembly